CGCCCCUCGCCUUUUAUGGCCACGACGGCGGGGCGGGGCGGCUCGACCCCCGGCUGGCAGGAGAAGGCGCCGAGCGACGCCCGGAGGAAAAGGAGCGCCUGCGCUCGCUGCCGACCCGCUGUCUCCGCGGCUGCUGCUCCGGUUCCAGGUGAGGCCGAGGGCGGUGGCCAGGUGGGGAUGAUCUCGGACAAGGUGGAGAAGCGUGUGGCCUCCUCCGUCUUCAUCACCCUCGCACCUCCCAGGAGGGGCUGUGGCCCUGCGAAGGCCCCGCCAUUCCUUCCCGCGGAGAGGCAGGUUCCUGACAAAGAGGGCGGGGGGACUGGCAGCGCUCCUGGUGAAGGCGCCUCUGCCCUGCCGCCUCCGCCCCCCGUUGCCCCUCCUCGGUCCGUGGAGGCUGCGCUGGGCACUCUGCCACCUGCUGCCCUGCCGGUGGAGACCCUGGGCCCUGAUCUGCAGAAGGAAGCAGCCGCUUUGCCCUCCUCUCUGCAGACUCCUCCUGCCUUCCUCAAAGAAGUAAGACAGCCCCAGCCAGCCUCGCCUCCUGGCUGGACAGAUAGGCAGGCCAAGAAGCCAGUGGGGAGUGCUGUGGCACCAGGUGAGGACGUGCUCCCCAUCCACACCCAGAGGCCACUUGCUUGGCAUCCCAGGGAGGGGGCUUAUAUCUGCGCUUUUUGUCACAAAGGCAUUUCUCCCAGCACGCUCUCUCUUGAGGCGAUGAACAAGCAGUACCACAUCGGAUGCUUCACUUGCCGGGCUUGUCACAGCGCCCUGGAGGGGCAGCGAUACUACCAGAAGGAGGGCCGGCCACUGUGCGUUGCCUGCUAUCAGAAGACGCUGGAGAAAUGCAACGCCUGCCAGACCUUCAUCAUCAAUGAGAUUGUAUGGGCCCUGGGGAGGGGGUACCACCCAGAAUGCUUCACCUGUGUGGCCUGCAGCCGAGAGAUUGGCAGUGACGCCUUUGCCGUGGAUGAUGACGACAAGGUGCAUUGCCUCCCAGACUUUUACAGGAAGUUUGCUUCCAUGUGCGGAGCCUGCGGGAAGCUCAUUAUCCCGCACAAUGGGAAGGACGCCUACAAGGUCGAGUGCCUGGGCAGGAGCUUCCAUGAGGACUGCUAUCGGUGCGAGAAGUGUCAGGUCUUGCUGUCCCUGGAACCCACAGAGGACGGGUGUCACCCUCUCGGCGGCCGCCUCCUUUGCCAAGCCUGCCACGUCCGCCAGACCAAGGGUCAUCCUGCUGAGUAGACGGAUGCUGGGCGCCGACCUCUUUCGGAAGCAGGACUGGAGAGCUGGUCCAGUGCUCCAACUCCUCUGCCUCGA
Molecule: messenger RNA, 1317 nt
Organism: Candoia aspera
Lineage: Eukaryota; Metazoa; Chordata; Lepidosauria; Squamata; Candoiidae
Gene: FBLIM1
Product: filamin binding LIM protein 1
Exons: 8
Coding region: 16-1242 (408 amino acids)
Biological process (GO): cell-cell adhesion
Cellular component (GO): stress fiber; focal adhesion
Molecular function (GO): filamin binding
Source: RefSeq, a predicted model, not a curated record